Molecule: messenger RNA, 3836 nt
Organism: Ostreococcus lucimarinus CCE9901
Lineage: Eukaryota; Viridiplantae; Chlorophyta; Mamiellophyceae; Mamiellales; Bathycoccaceae
Exons: 4
Coding region: 168-3836 (1222 amino acids)
Biological process (GO): intra-Golgi vesicle-mediated transport; retrograde vesicle-mediated transport, Golgi to endoplasmic reticulum; endoplasmic reticulum to Golgi vesicle-mediated transport
Cellular component (GO): COPI vesicle coat
Molecular function (GO): structural molecule activity; protein binding
Source: RefSeq, a predicted model, not a curated record
UCGAGCGCGUCGUCGGCGUUCGCGCGAACGACGCGCGUGCGACGAACGCACGACACGCGCGCGCGUCAAACGCACGCGUCCGCGCGUCGUACGUUGCCGUUUACGCGCGCGCGCGCGAGCGCGAACGCGCGAUUCGAUCGCAACGUUUGGUCGCGAUCUGAACAAAGAUGUUGACGAAGUUCGAGACGAAAUCGAACCGGGUGAAAGGGUUGGCGUUUCACCCCAAGCGACCGUGGAUUUUGGCGUCGCUGCACAGCGGGGUGAUUCAGUUAUGGGAUUAUCGCAUGGGAACGCUGAUCGAUCGAUUCGAUGAGCACGAGGGUCCAGUGCGGGGGGUACACUUUCACAGUUCGCAGCCGUUAUUCGUGUCAGGAGGGGAUGAUUAUAAGAUCAAGGUUUGGAGUUACAAGCUCAGACGGUGUAUGUUCACGCUUUUGGGUCACUUGGACUACAUCAGAACGGUUGAGUUUCACCAAGAGUACCCGUGGAUCGUCUCCGCUUCGGAUGAUCAGACGAUUCGGAUCUGGAACUGGCAGAGCAGAAGCUCGAUUGCGGUUCUCACGGGACAUAAUCACUACGUUAUGUGCGCGAGAUUCCAUCACAAGGAUGACUUGGUGGUUUCGGCGUCAUUGGAUCAGACGGUGAGAGUUUGGGACAUUAGCGGUCUCCGGCGCAAGGCUGUGAGUCCGGCGGAUGAGCUCCGCAUGCCGCAAAUGAACAACGAUCUGUUUGGUGGAGGUGACACUGUGGUGAAGUACAUCCUAGAAGGUCACGACCGCGGCGUCAAUUGGGCGGCUUUCCACCCGACGUUGCCGCUGAUUGUGUCCGGUGCGGACGAUCGUCAAGUGAAGCUUUGGCGCAUGAACGACACGAAGGCUUGGGAAGUUGACUCUCUUCGUGGACACGUCAACAACGUGAGUUGUGUCGCUUUCCAUGCCAGGCAGGAUGUGAUUGUGUCGAACUCAGAGGACAAGUCGAUCCGUGUGUGGGACAUGUCAAAGCGAGCCGACGCGCAAACCUUCCGACGAGAGAAUGAUCGGUUCUGGAUCUUGGCCGCGCAUCCUGAAGUCAAUUUGUUAGCCGCAGGCCAUGACAGUGGUAUGAUUGUUUUCAAGCUCGAACGUGAACGUCCGGCGUACACCAGCCACCAAGGUAGCUUGUUCUACGUGAAGGAUCGCUACUUGCGCCGCUAUGACUUUCAGUCUCAGCGGGAUAAUCCGUUGGUGUCCAUCCGACGCACCGUUGGAGGUCCCAACUCGAGCCCGAGAUCCAUGUCAUACAACCCAGCGGAGAAUGCGGUGCUCAUUACGUACGAUGCCGGUGGUGAAAACUACGAGCUUUUCAUGUUACCAAAGGAUAGCGGCCGAGGCGAAGUCAGUGGCGACUCACGUCGCGGUAACGGUAUUGGCGCGGUCUUCGUGGCCAGAAACCGAUUUGCGACACUGGAUAAGCAAUCGAAUAACAUCAUCAUCAAGAACUUGGACAACGAAAUGACCAAGAAGUGUGCCUGCCCUACCCCGGGCACUGACAUGAUCUUCUAUGCUGGCACAGGAUCGCUCUUGUGCCGCUCCGAUGAGAAGAUGGUGUUGUUUGAUCUCCAACAGCGCGCCGCUAUCGCCGAGCUUGCUGCACCACACAUCAAGUACGUCGUCUGGGCGUCAGAUAUGAGCCGUGUUGCUCUGCUGAGUAAGCACGCCAUCGUUCUCGCGGAUCGCAAGCUUGGUCACUCUGUCACGGUGCACGAAACCAUUCGCGUAAAGUCGGGAGCCUGGGACGAUCACGGUGUCUUCAUCUACACUACGCUCAACCACAUCAAAUACGCCUUACCAAAUGGUGACUCGGGCAUUAUUCGCACGUUGGAUAACCCCGUGUACCUCACCAAGGUGUUUGGCAAUGUCAUUUUCUGUUUGGAUCGUGAUGGACGUAACCGUCAGCUUCAGUUUGACCCGUCAGAGUACAUGUUCAAGCUCGCGCUCAAUGCGAAGAGGUUCGAUCAAGUGCUUUCGAUGAUCAAAAGUGGACAGCUCUGCGGCCAAUCGAUCAUCGCGUACUUGCAGCAAAAGGGUUACCCGGAGAUCGCGCUCCACUUCGUUCAGGAUGAACGCACUCGCUUUGAGUUGGCGUUGGAAUGCGGUAACAUCGAAGUCGCCCUCACUAGCGCUCAAGAGAUCGACGACAAAGACACAUGGCACAAGCUUGGUGUUGCGGCGUUGAAUCAAGGUAACCACCAAAUCGUUGAGUUUGCGUACCAAAAGACGAAGAAUUUUGAGCGUCUUUCAUUCUUGUACCUCAUCACCGGUAACCUCGAAAAGUUGAGUAAGAUGUUGAAGAUCUCGGAAAUGCGCGCCGAUGUCAUGGGACAGUUCCACAACGCACUCUACUUGGGUGACGUAGCCGAGCGAGUCAAGGUGCUUGAGAAUGUUGGCCACUACCCGCUCGCGUACUUAACCGCCAAGACACAUGGAUUGGAAGACGAUGCAGCGCGCAUAGCAGAAACAUUAAACGAGAACGGUGCCGCUAUUCCAGACGUGAGUGGCUUAGGAAAGCUGCUUCAACCGCCCGCUCCCUUGUUUAGAGGGGAUAACUGGCCGUUGUUGCCGGUGUCCAAGGGAUUCUUCGAAGGUGUUCUAUCUGGCGAGAUCGCUGGCGACGAGUACGCUGAAGAUGAUGUCAUGGGCAUGGGUGGUGUUGGUCUUGGAUGGGGUGACGCUGACAUUGAUAUCGGUGACGACGAGCGCGUCGAUCCGCUCGCCAAGGCUGGUAUUGCGCCCGAUGUUGAGUUCGACGACGUCGACAAUGAAAACGAUGGCUGGGGCAUGGAUGAAUUAGAACUACCGGAAGAGUUGAUGGGUGGUGCAGUGGAUGACACUGGCGCUGAAACGUUUCAUAGCGAUGUCUUCAUCGCACCAACCGCCGGCGUUCCGCCGUCGCGACGAUGGACUGAGAAGAGUGCCGUUGCCGGCGAGCACGUGGCUGCGGGCGAUUUCGAUAGCGCCAUGAAAUUGCUUAGCCGUCAGUUAGGGAUCGUCAAUUUCGCUCCACUCAAGCAACAUUUCGUGGAUUUGGCGUAUGCGUCGCAUGUGACCCUCGAGGGCAUGCCCGCAAGUCCCAAGAUACCGAUGCCGCUCGGCCGCGGCUGGUCUUCGCGCGCAACGGGUGUUUUGCCGCCUGCGAUGAUCUGUUCUCCGGAAAUUCUCCAGGAACGCCUCAAGUCCGCUUUCAAGUUAACUACUGAAGGCAAGUUUGUGGAAGCUUUGAAAGUGUUUGUCGGUAUCAUUCACGCGAUCACCUUGUUGAGCGUGGAGGAUCCGAGCGAAGUUGAGGACGUGGAACAGCUCUUGAAGGUGGCUCGCGAAUACGCGUGUGCGCUGAGGAUUGAGAUUGCUAGAAAGGAAGUCAAGGAUGACGCGACUCGACAAGCUGAGCUCGCCGCGUAUUUUACGCACUCUGAGAUGCAGCCGAUUCACCUGUCUCUUUCUCUGCGAUCGGCAAUGUCAAUUUUCUUCAAGCUGAAGAACUAUGUCACCGCCGCAACGUUCUGCCGUCGAUUACUUGAACUCAACCCGCCUGUCAAGGUGGCUACGCAAGCGAAACAAGUGUUACAAGCGUGCGAACGAGCACCUAAGGAUGAGGUCGAGGUCAACUACGAUCCUCACAAUCCGUUCGCCGUUUGCUCUGCUACCUUUGUUCCAAUUUACAAGGGGACGAAGGACUGCGUGUGCCCUACGUGUGGUGCGCACUACGUCGUGGAAGAAGCAGGGAACGUUUGCGGUGUGUGUAACUUAGGCAAAAUCGGAGCGGAUGCGACGGGACUGGUGUGUUCUGCGGCGCGUUAG